Clonostachys rhizophaga is the source of this 879-nucleotide messenger RNA. The record is from the annotation of a GenBank genome assembly. NCBI's taxonomy places the organism in Eukaryota, Fungi, Ascomycota, Sordariomycetes, Hypocreales, Bionectriaceae.
AUGCCCUCUCCAAGAGCAAGAGCCUCGCCGUGCAACGCCAGAGUCAACCACGGCUCGUCAUCCCCAGCUGGUCCAUCCGAAGGUUCUCUCCUGAUCGACCCUGCAGUUCUGGGAUACGGCGGGGGUUACUACGACUACGACGACUACGACUACGAUGCGGAUGGGUAUGAUAGUGACAACGGCUCCUACUACAGUGAUGACUCUUGGAGCGAUACAGAUUCUCUCUCCUCCAGCGAGGCCACGGACGAGGAGUACCUAGGUGGAGGCGAACCUUAUCAAGGCACAUUCGUGGCUACAGUUGUUCCGUACGGCCAAGCACUCGCAAACGCAAACCUCGACGUCAUGGAGGGAGUCAACUUCUCUGCUCCCGACAACACAGCCUUCGAGAUUGUCAUUGUCGACGAUGACGAAGGCUUCGACGACCACCUGGAGACUCUCGACCUCGCCGUCUUCGUCUCUGAAGAGUCACUCAUGGAGGAGCCUGUCCACCUCGACACCACAGAGUACUGGGCUUCCUAUGACUCUGGUGAUCUAGACAGCGACGGAGACGAGUCUUGCAUCUCUCGAAGCGACUUCGCCAACAUUCUCUCCGAGCAGAAUUUUGUCUCUGUUGACCAGGAGGAUGACGACAUGGACUUAUUCGACGCGUACACCUCAGAGAACGAUACACCAAUGGCCACCUCAUAUGGCACACGGGAAGAUGGUGUGGAGUAUGCCGACGUGCCAAUCCUCGUCGAUACUCCUAUCACGGGCAACCGGAGCAACGAGAGCAACGAGAGAUCAGGAGAUAACGUGUUGAAGCGCAAACUUGAGAUCGAAAGUGGCGAUGAAGGAGAGCUAGCCAGACAGAAGAGCUUCUCCUCUGUAGAGUCUUGGUAA